AUGGCCACCCCGGUAGCGGCCCCCGAAGACCAGAGCCGUCUCCUCGAGGAGGCAUUGGGAGUCGUGCGGCAACAGUCCCAGAUGAUGCGAAAAUGUUUGGAAACUCCGGGGAAAUUGAUGGAUGCGUUGAAAUGCGGGUCCACCUUGGUAUCCGAGCUACGAACCCCUAGCCUUGGUCCGAAACAAUACUACGAACUUUACAUGGCCGUCUUCGAUGCCCUGCGACACCUCUCCGUCUACCUGAAAGAGAACCACCCGGUUAACCAUCUAGCGGAUUUGUACGAACUCGUUCAAUAUGCCGGAAAUAUCAUCCCGCGACUCUAUCUUAUGAUCACCGUAGGCACGGUAUACAUGUCUGUGGAGGAUGCGCCGGUCAAAGAGAUUAUGAAGGACAUGAUGGAGAUGAGUCGAGGCGUGCAGCAUCCCAUCCGCGGGCUGUUCCUGCGGUACUAUCUGUCCGGACAGGCUAGAGACCACUUGCCCACAGGCUCUGGAGACGGUCCGGAGGGCAACUUGCAGGACUCGAUCAGCUUCGUUUUGACAAACUUUGUCGAGAUGAACAAGCUGUGGGUGCGACUCCAGCACCAGGGCCCUUCGCGCGAGCGCGAGAAGCGGAUGCAGGAGCGCCGGGAAUUGGAGCUGCUUGUUGGUAGCAAUGUUGUCCGACUCAGCCAGUUGGUGGAUCUGGAAGGAUACAAAUCUGGUAUACUACAGGCACUGCUGGAGCAAGUGGUCCAGUGUCGUGAUGUUUUGGCGCAGGAGUAUCUCCUUGAAGUAAUUACCAAGGUGUUCCCCGACGAGUUUCACUUGCAUACCCUUGAUCUCCUGCUCUCCGCAAUCUCUCGACUCAACCCCCACGUGGACCUGAAGAAGAUUGUCAUUGGAUUGAUGGACCGCUUGUCAGCUUAUGCAGCUCGUGAGACCGAGUCUUCCGCCGAGCCCGAUGCAAGAAUCAAGAAGGAAGAGGAGGCUGUCACAAAGCUCCUUGGGAAUCUCAAGGUAUCUGAGGAGACCAAGAAGGAAGCGCCGGAGGAAGCAACCCAGGAGAACGGCGUGGAGCAAGCCGCAACUGAUAAUGCUGAACAAGCUGAAGCUACGACAGAAGGCGAGCCCACGGCCAAUGGCGACGACAAGGCUGGAAUCCCUGCAGAUGUCAAGCUAUACGACAUCUUCUAUGAACAAGUGGUCAACCUGAUCAAGAGCCGCGGCCUCCCUAUCCAAGACACAAUGGCGCUCCUGGUUUCGCUUGUCAACCUGGCUCUUAACACCUACCCGGAUCGCCUCGAAUUUGUUGACCAGAUCCUCGACUUUGCGACUAAAGAGACUGCGACGUAUGCCGACCAUGCCGACCUGCAUUCUGCCCCGACACAGCAGAACCUUUUGCACCUCCUUACCGCACCCCUCCGUUCCUACGCCUCCAUAUUCACGGCUCUUGCCCUGCCCCACUACAUCCCACUUCUGACUUCGCAAUCCUACACGACCCGGCGAGCUGUCGCAGGCGAAAUCGCUCGCAGUCUUCUCAAGAACCGAACUUUCAUCACGACUACGGAAAACCUCGACCGCGUGCUGCAAGCCCUGAGGGUUUUGAUCAAGGAAGGCACUCAGCAGUCUAUGGGCUAUCCUGGCAUUCAGUCUCAGCGGCGAGGUGAGACUGAUGAGACCAUCGAGGAACAAGGGUGGCUUGCACGUCUGGUUCAUCUGAUCCAGGCCAAAGACAAUGAUACCCAGUUGAAGUUACUCCAAGCAACCCGCAAGGCCUACCUCGACGGUAACGAGCGUAUCCGAUACACAACACCGGCCCUGGUCACGAGUUCGAUCCGUCUGGCACGCAAACUCAAGGCCCGCGAGCACUACGACGACAACUGGCAGUCGCAGUCUUCAGCCCUUUACCGGUUCAUGCACCAGUGUGUCAACAACCUCUACCAGCGUGUGAACCCUGGUUGUGCUGAUUUGUCCCUGCGUCUGUUUGUGAUGUGCGGAGAAGUGGCGGACCAGACGGGCUUCGAAGAGUUCAGUUACGAAUUCUUUGCACAAGCCUUCACCAUCUACGAGGACUCCAUCAGUGACUCCCGUGCUCAAUUCCAAGCCGUCUGCGUUAUUGCGGGAGCUCUUCACGGCACCCGCGGGUUCUCCAAGGAGAACUAUGAUACCCUCAUUACAAAGGCCGCUCUGCAUGGAAGCAAGCUGCUGAAGAAGCCCGACCAAUGUCGCGCUGUAUACCUAGCCAGUCACCUGUGGUGGGUUGUCGAGAACCCCCAACGAGGCGAAGAAGACCCCAAGAACCUCUACCGCGACGGCAAGCGCGUCCUCGAGUGCCUGCAACGGGCCCUCCGCGUCGCAGACGCCUGCAUGGACACUGCCGUGUCCGUGGAACUCUUCGUCGAGAUCCUCAACCGCUACGUCUACUACUUUGACCAACAGAACGAAACCGUCACGAUCAAAUACCUCAACGGCCUCAUCGAACUCAUCCACUCCAACCUGCAGACGGAUGAAAACGAGCCCAACCCCAGCCUGGAGGGCCCGAAGCGGCACUUCCAACGCACACUGGAUUACAUCCGAUCCCGAGAUUUCGAAGGCGUAGUCACCGAUCCCAGACAGUGA
This is a messenger RNA of Aspergillus tubingensis, 2601 nucleotides long. Its product is annotated as vacuolar protein sorting-associated protein 35. Gene Ontology annotation, cellular component: retromer complex; late endosome; retromer, cargo-selective complex. The record is from RefSeq and is a predicted model, not a curated record. The transcript has 5 exons. Gene Ontology annotation, biological process: intracellular protein transport; retrograde transport, endosome to Golgi. NCBI's taxonomy places the organism in Eukaryota, Fungi, Ascomycota, Eurotiomycetes, Eurotiales, Aspergillaceae. Bases 1 to 2601 code for a protein of 866 amino acids.